AUGCGGCGACCGUUCUUGCGAGGGAUUCCGCACGAGGAUACGGGAUCCGAUCCUGAGCUCGGUGAGGAGAAAGUCCCUGAUUGCGCUAGGCUCGAUGGUAUCCCUCAAAAGAUUGAGAUGCCGUGGAGAUCAUCGUCAAGAUCUCUGGCUCGGGAUGGUCAAUCGGGGAUGACCGAAGAUAUAGUCAUCGCUUUGCGGGAGAGGGUGGGAAUCAGUGACGCGGUCAAGAUUCUCGUUCCCUUACCUGACCAAAGGCCGAUGGACGCUCCACCUGGAUGGUUUUGCCUCUACGAAUGCUUCCUCACGGAGUUUGGAAUACGUUUUCCGGUCCUCCCGUUACUUCUCGAGUAUGCGUAUGAGCGGGGUGUAGCGUUGAGUCAGCUGACCCAUGGUGUAGUGCGGCAUAUGGUCUUCUCGGCCGCUCUGGCGAAGGCAGCCGGGAUGAAGCUAGACAGGGAGCUCUUUGAGCGUAUAACUGAUCUUCGUGCUGGGGUUAAGGAAGGAGGUUUCAAGCGUUUCCACACAUCGAUGAAACAUGACAUCGUUUUUGGUGAUCAUCGAACGAAGAUUCAUCACUGGACGCGCUACUACUUUUUUGUCAAGGUCGACCGUGCUUCGGUCGGGGAUUUUGAUCCUAGUCACGUCUUAACAGAAUGGGUCCAGGAGCCAGGAAGGAUUGUCCCAAGGAAAGUAAAUACUACUCUAAAGGAGAAGUUUAGAACUUUACGCGACUUGAGUAGAGAGACUUGGGCGGAUGCGUUUGCCGAGACCGAAAGGAAGAAGAAGGAAAAGAAAGGAAAGGCUAUUGCUAUAGCGAUUCCUCUCUCUGUCACUGGGGUCUCUUGGGGGUGUCACCAGUGGCAUUUGGCGGCGACGUUUAUGCAAUCGCCGAUAAUCGGUCGCCAAAAGUAUCCGAUCUUCUUAAUUUUUAAAGCGAGUGAUCUUCCGCCGGCGUUGUUUCCUGAUGCUCCCUCGUGGGUCUCGACCAUGAUGCUCUUAGCUUGUGCUUCGUCGCAGCAUCGCAGGAUGACUUUGUUUGCGCUCCAGCGAAAAAGCUCGUUGUUGCGUAAGAAGUAG
Molecule: messenger RNA, 1077 nt
Organism: Microthlaspi erraticum
Lineage: Eukaryota; Viridiplantae; Streptophyta; Magnoliopsida; Brassicales; Brassicaceae
Source: the annotation of a GenBank genome assembly